CCCCACCCUGCCAGUUGCACCGACCGCGGCGAGUUUCAGGCACGAAAGGGGAAGAAGAUUGUAGGGAGAAGUAUGUGUCACCACAACACGUGAUCGAUGACAUUUCGUCAUAGAACCGGUCUUCGUGCUCCGCGCCGCUGCAAAUUCGACAAAGUGAAAUUCCGCAUGCAGCGUUGUAUGUAAAGAUGCAUACCCCUGUCCACGGGCCUAUAAGGCCCAUGCUCGUUUAUGCUUUGUGUGUCUGCACUCGCACUCUAUCAACCCAAUGGCAACCGCUCUGGCUCUUUUCACCUUUCUUCUUCUUGCCUACAGUGUUUACUCAGCGCCCAUCCCGCAAAAUGUAUCUGAUGGUUGCAACGAUCUCCGGAAUUGCCGAACGAUGUGGGGCCUCGUCUAUGGUUGUCUCCUUACCGUCUUUGCUUGCGUUUGGACGGCGGUACACCCAAAUGUACCACAGCACGACGGUGAUAUCUGGUCGUUUUCAUCGCAUGUUGGUUUGAUGAUGGCUUCACUGGUUUCGCCGGAGUGGAUUCUGGGGACUGCAUGGCGCCAAUUCAUGUUGUCUCGCAGAGUGUCAAAAAAAUACAAGAUGGUUGAAGGAUGGACCUUGACCCAUUCAUACUUUGUCGUCAUGGAUGGUUUCUUCGACCCAUCAAAAGGAAAGGUGGUGGUCCCGGAGAAGUUGCAGAAAUAUCCUGGCAUAAUUGAGAAGACGGGGAAUACUAGAAAGGCCGCAAUCACAAGGAAGGAAAUUCUCGACAGAAGCAAAGGCGAUGCGAUUUCCAAAUGUCUCGUCGUCCUCCAAUUACUAUGGUUUAUCAUUCAAUACGUCGGACGAUGGGGAACCCACUUGAACAGAUCGCAACUCGAGACGAUGACGCUCGCGUAUGCAGCAUUAAGUGUCUUUGUUUAUGUGCUGUGGUGGAAUAAACCCGUUAACAUUCAAUGCGCAAUCCAUGUAACAAAAGAGACGUCCGACAAGAAUCUCGAUCAACCAACGCCUAAAACGGAGCUUCAAGUUGACGCAGAUCUCGUGCAGCUGUCUGGGCCCCAGGAGACGGAAGUCCUAUUCAUAUUUGCAGUCACUGGGAUGAUCUUUGGGGGAAUCCAUUGCUUUGCAUGGUCGUUUCCCUUUCCGACACACACAGAGAUGAUUCUAUGGCGGGUUUCAGCGAUAUAUAUUACAGUGGCUCCUGUCGUUGCGAUGUUUGUCGGAUGGGUCGCCGAUCAAGUCGGUGAGGCAAUCGGUGCAGGUGUGAUAUUGGUACCUAUUUCAGUUGUUUACGCCUGUGCGCGGGUCAUCCUCUUUGUUCUCACCUUCAGUUCUUUGCGUUCACCUCCACCUGAUCUGUACCAGACCCCGUCUUGGUCGUCUUUUCUCCCGCAUCUUGGAUAGCUGUGCAUGUACCGGCCGCGCUCCCGGUUAAAAUCGUGUUUUACAUGAUCCAGGAGACAGCACAAGUUAUGCGUGAACAAACGCCUCUUGCAUUCCGUCUGCUCUUUACAUCUCCGAAUACAUCAUUCCUUUCCCCACCUCACCCCAUAUUCUUUGCCUCCUCGUACUGCAUGUGAACUAGGAACUCGGGCUAGGACCUCCUGGAAGAUUAUGUCACAUCGUGAUCAAACUGGGUGUUGCGCUUGCGCUAGUUGUCGGGAGCAUUUUUGGAUGCCCCAGCUGGUCAAAGUACCGGGACCUUAAACGGAUUCGGAUGAGCAUCGUACAGUUUCUGUCCGCCUUUCCGCCCUUUCGUUUUCGAGGUCUUUACGGGAGCAAGUUCGUCUACUUCGACUACUUCUACUGACCAAUUAGUUCCAUCACAGAUGAAAAGGCCGCGUCAUUCUUGAAACCUCUGUCGGAGAGAUAGAGAGGGGUGUUCC
Molecule: messenger RNA, 1878 nt
Organism: Cantharellus anzutake
Lineage: Eukaryota; Fungi; Basidiomycota; Agaricomycetes; Cantharellales; Hydnaceae
Exons: 3
Coding region: 266-1396 (376 amino acids)
Source: RefSeq, a predicted model, not a curated record